GGGUCAAUAAACGAAUAAAAAUUCGCUGGUUAGUGAUUUGAGUACAAGGAACUUGAUCCUCGCUCAGUAUCUGUGAGUCCAUAUGGUGUUCACAGUCCAAAGGGAAGUGUCGCUUGGCCUGCAGCUUCCACACUCAGAAUGGUUUCUGGAAGACUCAUCAAGCUCGUGGUUUUUGAGCUGCUGGAGCUUGCUGCCUUCUCCAUUCCCACUCUGGUGAUUGUGGAACAAUUUGCCAGUGCUUAUCAAGAUGUCACAAAACCAGCUGAGAAAACACAUUAUUGGCUGAUUGUGUCCUGUUCUAUUGCCUAUGUGGCUUUAGUGACUCUACUGAUUUGGGUCCCCGUCAAAGUUCUCUUUUAUAAGAAGCAUCACCUUUACAAAAAAAUUAAAGGAUGGAGACCUGUUAUGUUGAUGUGCGUGGUACUGACCACCCUUCCCAGCUUCAGCUUUUCUAUAGCAGUAACAGAGAUUCAAAAAAGUACUACUAAUGGUUCCACUGCUGUCUUACCUGAUACUUUACCUGACCUGCCAGUCUCCCUGGUUCUGACAUCCCUGAUUGUGGUUGAUAUUAUUGAAAAACUCAGGAUAUAUCCUCUGAGAGGGAGGCAAAGAAGCAACGAGACCGAUCACACUCAAGCCACCACUUUCCGACAGAUAAGAACUGUGACAGACCAAGUGACGCAAAAUGGAGGAAACUCUGAGGCUCCCCAACCAGCAAGGAGGACCCAGGUCUCUUCUCAACCAUCAGCAGUCAGAACACAGGUCCCACCUGUCCCUGAACUGGUGGGACCCCAGGAGCCCUCCUUUCACUCAGGAAUCCUGAGAACCAUGUCUUACCAUGACAUCCGUGCUGAGAUCUUUCUGUGGAGCUUUUUGCUAUGGUCUGACACCAUUGAAAUGGUGCGUGUGGCUGGCCAUCCUUCGGUGUACAAAUCAGGCUGGCUGUACCCAGUCUACAUUUUCAGUUAUAUCUCUCUCCUCCGAAUUAUAGCCACUCCGCAGAACCCACUUCUAAAUUCCCUGGGCAUCCUGCUCCAAGAUAUCCCCUUCAUUUUUGUUCGACUUAGUUUAAUCAUUGCUCUGGGGACCAUCACACCCAUAUUGGGCCUAUGUAAAAAUCUACUAGUGACUCUGUCUUAUGUUUACUUUAAUUACCUCACUAAAUUCAGGGUUUUCUCUACCUUUGAGUUUUAAAUAGAAAAGGUAAUAUAGUCCAACCACUUCAUUAUACAUACUUGUACAUUUGCAUGUUUUUAUCUUGAUCUGAGGUAUAAGUUUUUAUACUGUAUAAAAAAUGCAGAAGACAGUGAGUAAGCCAUUUUAACUAAAAGCUUUGUAUCUUUCCAACUUUUUAAGAAUGCAUACAAGUGGUGCUAAAUCUAAGCAGUUGUGGUCUUUUCAGUUGACUUCCCUGUACCUCUAGCAAUGUUUGUUAGUUUAGUCAUGUCUAUACCACUUUUCCCCCUGCAAAUACUCUUCAAUAAAGCCUUUUGAAAGUUUGAGAACAUAUCUUGCCACUAGCUCCAAAAAUGAAUUUUUUUACCAUUUAUUUAAAUUAGAGAACAUUACAUAAAUUAAUAAAUUUAAUUUCUAGGAAAUAUACAUGAAGUUACUGAAUACUUUUUAGAUUGUACAUUUAACAAAUUGAAAAUUGCAGUUUGGGGGUUAUUCUUUAGACAUGGAAUUAUGUUCUUCAUUCCACUAUGGAAGUGAUAUUUUAUCUGAUUUUUACCAACAGAUCUCUGGUUCACUUUAGAGUUUAACUAUUACUACUACUGGAAUACUAACAAAUAUUGUUUAAUAUAUAGAAGUCUAAGCUCAUUCGUAAUACCUAGAUACUGUUUUAUAGGGCAAACCAUAAGUUGGGGAUGAAGAUUUCAAAAUAAAAGAACACAAAAUUGGGUACUGCAUGAAAAAUACUUAUGAACAAGCCCUAUUUAGGGGGCCAGGUGGUGACACACCUGAUUAGACACACACACUACAGUGUGCAAAGACCCAGGUUCAAGGCCCUGGUCCCCACCUGCAGGGGGAAAGCUUCAGGAGUGGUGGAGCAGUGCUGCAGGUGUCUCUGUCUCUUCCCCUUUCUAUCUCCCCCGCCCCUCUCAAUUUCUGUCUCUAUUCAAUAACAAAUUUUUAAAAAACUUAAUAAAAAUACUUAUGAACAAGCCUUAUUUAAAACUAAAAUUCAGCUUACAAAUAUAAUAGCAAUUGCAUUUGUAUUUUGUGUGAUAUGAUUACUGAAUACCUUUUUAUGUGUUGUGUGUGUCUGAGGCCUCACCAUUGCAGGCUGACUUUUUCAGAUAGAGAGAAACAGUCAGCUACAUAGAGAAAGGGAGAGAAACCACUGCACUGAAGCAUCCAUCACUGCCAUAGCACUACUGUGUUAUAUACUGGGGACUUAAACCUGGGUCGCAAGCAUGGCAAGGCAGGCAUCUUACCAGGUGAGCUAUCUCAGCCUCUGUAUGUCUUGGUGUUAAACAGUUAAGUGUAUAAAUAUGUAACUUGUCCUUAGUGUAUCUCAGAUAUCCACAGUAGAGUGUCUUAUUUGGUAAUAAUUUUCACAUGCUGGAAAUAUUUGAGAGAAACUAAUGUGUACAAAGUAGUGACUACUAUGGCCAAGCUCUUCAAAGAUCUAUGGUGACAAGUUUAAGAAUGGAUAAACUGAACCAAUCUGUCACCUCUGUUCCCCAGAUCUUCUCAAGUCUCCCAACCCCACUUGUUCCAUAUGUUUUAAAAGUUUUCUUUGCACUAUAACAGAUUUAUAUCUGUGGUUGCUCAAAGCUUACUUUCUGGAUUUCUGACUUGGGAGUAGUUCUUCAGCCACUCUAUGUCCUAGUUUCCAAACCUAAGAAAGGAACAUCAGACCUUACAGGAGUUGAAAAGAUUAAAGGAAACAGGACUGUUUCAUCACAUUGACUAGCAAACCAUAUUAACAUGAAAAGUGCUGGAUGUUAAUUUCAAUUAUACUAAAUCCCAGAGUAACAAAUAGCUAAAAUGCUUUGUUUGACUUUCCCUUUUCAUGUCUUUGUCACAGCUUACCUUCUGGGACUGACCACUUAAACCCUGAAUUUAUGAAAGCUAUGUAUAUAAGAUCUUGAAGUUUCCUCAGAGUAUAAGUUUUUAUCAAGUAUUAGUAUAUUCAGAAGUGAGCAAUCUAUUAAAUAUGUGAAUUCAAGUCAAUGUGAGUAUUCAUUCCUUAGUCAGUUGAGGGUCCAGCAGGUGAGUUCUUAUGGAACCCCCAAUUAUAGCACCUUAUCAAACCUCCUACUGUAUAUAUACUUCCACUGAGGUCCUCACUGGUCUUUAUAUGUUUCAAAGGAAUACCUUAGGGUAUCUUAACAAUGCAUCUUUUAAUCUUUACUAAUCCUACAGGGAUUUAUUAUACUUGUAAUUAAAAGAAAACAAUACAAGUAAUUUUGUUUAAAUUAUACUAAAUAGUUUUUAUUAAGAACCUUAAGUCAAAUAGUUAACCUUUAAUAUUCCCAAAUAAGAAAAUAUUUCACACAAACUUAAUAUUAAGGUAGAAUUUAUAGAGUAAGCUAUACUUAUAAAAAUUUAUAUUUAUAAGUAUAAAUAUUAUAUUUAUGAAAAAUAUUGCUUAUCUGAGUUUAUAAUGCAUUUUGUAGGGGCUGGGGAGACAGCAUAAUGGUAAUGUAAAAAGACUUGUAUGCCUGAGGCUCCAAAGUUCCAGGUUUUAGUCCACAGUACCACCAUAAAACAGAGCUGAGUGGUGCUCUGGUAAAAAAAAAAAAAAAGUAAUAUUAACUAAAAUAAAUACAUAAACUAGAAUGUAUUUUGUAACAAAAAUUUAAAAAUGAAUAUGCCUGAUAUUUGGAAAUUGCAACACUUUAUACAAAUAAUGAAGGCACAUAGGCACAUACAAAUAAUGAAGAUUACAUGCAAAAGGGGGAAUAAUUAUUAAAUACCUAACUUAUAGCACUAUAUAUUUAAUCUGUAUACACAUUUUUAAAGUUCAAGACUGAUUUUAAUAGGCAUUCUAGGCUAAUGAAAUAUUGAUAGUUCAAGACUGAUUUUAAUAGGCAAGCUAGGCUAAUGAAAUAUUGAUAGUUCUACACUGUUUGAUUUAAAGUGCUAUUGAAAUUGUGUUGCAUAUCUCAUAUUUUCUGUUUCUAGUAGGACUCAUAUAGCUCUGGUGCCUUUAUGAAAAGUUAAUUUUUCUGCUUUUUGGAAGUAUGCAUGUAAAAAUAUGUAUGUAUUAAAAUUGCUGAUACAGUUUUCCAACUAAUGUUUAGAGGCCAUCUGAUAAUUGUGUCUUCAAGUAAAAUUAGUCAUAGGAAUGAUACAUUAAAAGUCAUUAUGAUGAAACUAUUCUCGUAUAAUUUAAUAAUUUUAAUAAAUGUCUAUACUUAUAAUAGACUUUUACAAUGCCCUUUCUUCCUAAAAGUUAAUGUUUGAAAUUAAAAUGUGGAAAUGUUUUUAUUAAAUUAAAAUUAAAGUGCUGUUUUUCUUAUAUGUAUCCCAUUUUACUGAA
Erinaceus europaeus (western European hedgehog) is the source of this 4492-nucleotide messenger RNA. It is a transcript of the gene TMEM236, whose product is annotated as transmembrane protein 236. The transcript is spliced from 4 exons. The record is from RefSeq and is a predicted model, not a curated record. Bases 139 to 1194 code for a protein of 351 amino acids. NCBI's taxonomy places the organism in Eukaryota, Metazoa, Chordata, Mammalia, Eulipotyphla, Erinaceidae.